Mytilus trossulus (common blue mussel) is the source of this 676-nucleotide messenger RNA. RefSeq names its product 60S ribosome subunit biogenesis protein NIP7 homolog. NCBI's taxonomy places the organism in Eukaryota, Metazoa, Mollusca, Bivalvia, Mytilida, Mytilidae. The transcript has 5 exons. The record is from RefSeq and is a predicted model, not a curated record. The coding region runs from base 44 to 586 and encodes 180 amino acids. Gene Ontology annotation, cellular component: nucleus; preribosome, large subunit precursor; nucleolus. Gene Ontology annotation, biological process: ribosome assembly; ribosomal large subunit biogenesis. Gene Ontology annotation, molecular function: RNA binding.
UAAACCGGAAGCAUAUGGUUUUAUUUACAUCAAGAAAUUCAACAUGCGUCCACUAACUGAAGAAGAAACAAAAAUAUUCUUUGAAAAGCUUUCAAGAUAUAUUGGUGAGAAUAUAAAGUUACUGUUAGACAGACCAGAUGGAACUUACUGCUUCAGACUUCACAAAGAUCGAGUUUUCUAUGUCAGAGAAGAGAUAAUGAAGUUAGCAGGUAACAUAGCCAGGAAGAAUUUAAUCAGUAUGGGAACAUGCUUUGGUAAAUUUACAGGAUCACAGAAAUUCAAGCUUCACAUCACAGCUCUAGAUUUUAUUGCACCAUAUGCUAAGUAUAAAGUAUGGGUUAAGCCAAGUGCAGAACAGCAGUUUGUGUAUGGACAUAAUGUAAUGAAAUCAGGUCUAGGAAGAAUUACAGAAAAUACUCCACAGUAUCAAGGUGUCAUUGUGUACAGCAUGAAUGAUCUCCCCUUGGGUUUUGGUGUAGCAGCAAAAUCAACACAGGAUUGUAGAAGAGCAGAUCCCAUGGCCAUUGUUUCAUUUCAUCAAUCUGACAUUGGAGAAUAUAUUAGAUCAGAAGAUAAAUUAGUAUAAUAUUGAUCAAAAGUUCUGCUUGUUAUUUCUUUUCACAAAAACACAAAUAUAGUGACAGGCCUUAACUUAGGUGGCAGUGUUUUUUUCUCA